Molecule: messenger RNA, 969 nt
Organism: Vigna radiata var. radiata (mung bean)
Lineage: Eukaryota; Viridiplantae; Streptophyta; Magnoliopsida; Fabales; Fabaceae
Exons: 1
Coding region: 1-969 (322 amino acids)
Biological process (GO): proteolysis
Molecular function (GO): nucleic acid binding; zinc ion binding; aspartic-type endopeptidase activity
Source: RefSeq, a predicted model, not a curated record
AUGGAGGAGAGCCAGCAUCGUGUGGUGAGACCUCAGAAGGCUAGUUUCUCUAGAGGUAGGAAUCAGAAGAAACCGUAUGCUAGACCACAACAGAGUGGUUUUGGAGGCUUGAAAUGCUACGAGUGUGGAGGUCCUCAUAUUAGAAGAAAUUGUCCGAGACUGACAGUGCACAAGCCUGAAGAGAGGAAAUGUUUCUCCUGUCAUAAGCCAGGACACUUUGCAUCUUCAUGCCCAGAUAGGAAGAUACCAGGAGGAGCAACACAGACACAAAAGUUUUCUAGAGAGAAGCCGAAGGCAGCAGGACGAGUCUUUGCUAUGACGGGGGCCGAAGCAUCUCAGUUAGGUAACUUGAUUCAAGACACUUGUUUCUUGAAUGGUAGAUGUGUUCAUGUUCUUUUUGACUCGGGUGCAACGCACUCGUUUAUAUCCUUUGCUUGUUUGGGGAAACUUGAAUUACCUGUGUAUGAUUUGGGGAGCGAGUUGGUGGUUUCUACACCAACAUCGGGGCAAGUCUUAACUAGUUCAGUCUGUAUUGGGUGUUCGUUAGAAGUGGCGGGACGCAAAUUCAAGGUUAACUUGGUGUGUCUACCACUGGAAGGCUUAGAUGUAAUUUUGGGGAUGGAUUGGUUGACGACCAAUGGUGUCCUCAUUGAUUGCAGUCAACAGAAGGUUAUUUUCCCAACAGAAGAACAGGUGCAAAUGAUUACCUCUCGAGAAGUUUUGCAAGAUAUCAAAGAAGGAGCAGUCUGUUUUGUGGUGAUAGCAACGGAGAAGAAAAAGAGUACAGAAGAACAAAUUGUGGAUAUCCCAGUAGUGGAGGAGUAUGCUGAUGUGUUUCCAGAUGAAGUUCCAGGUUUGCCACCUAGUCGGGAAGUUUAUUUCGCAAUCGACUUGAUACCAGGAGCUGGACCAAUUUCUAUGACUCCUUAUAGAAUGGCUCCGGCUGAAUUAACAGAGUUGAAGAAGUAG